This is a messenger RNA of Bufo bufo (common toad), 5158 nucleotides long. Its product is annotated as fer-1-like protein 4. Gene Ontology annotation, cellular component: membrane. Lineage: Eukaryota; Metazoa; Chordata; Amphibia; Anura; Bufonidae. Bases 212 to 5017 code for a protein of 1601 amino acids. Gene Ontology annotation, biological process: plasma membrane organization. The record is from RefSeq and is a predicted model, not a curated record. The transcript has 34 exons.
AGAUCCAAAAGACACCAGAGCGGGAAUAAAAGGUUUUGUAAAAUGCAACUUGUCUGUAGUAACAAGAGGAGAUUCCAUAGCGGCCCCUCCAUCUACUGGCAGCCAGAAUGAUGAUGUGGAAAAGAAUUUGCUGCUCCCCAAAAGGAUUCCAGCUGAGAGGCCAUGGUCAAAAUUAAGUGUUAAAAUCUUCAAGGCAGAAGGACUUCCUAGUAUGAAUGAUGGUAUAAUGGGAAGUUUCUCUAAAAUGAUGGGAGAGAAGAAAGUGUUCAUUGAUCCCUAUGUCCAAGUUACUUUUGCUGGACAGCAGGGAGAGACUUCCGUAGAAAGUGACACCAAUGCACCAGAAUGGAAUGAGCAAAUCAGUUUCAUUGAGCUUUUCCCACCUCUGGUUCGUAAAAUAAAAAUUCAAGUGCUAGAUGAUGCUACUACUGGAGAUGUCACUCUGGCCACUCAUUUUAUUGAUCUUCAGCAAAUAUCGGACCCGAACAAAAAUGCUGGCUUUAACCCAACUUUUGGACCUACCUGGGUCAACUUUUAUGGAUCUCCGCAAAAUUAUACCUUGAGAGAUGUGCACAAGGAUCUGAAUGAGGGCCGAGGUGAAGGAAUAUUCUAUCGUGGUCGCAUUCUUGUGGCUGUGACUCUGGAUAUUUUUACCAACAACAACAUUCAGGAGAAGAAACCACUCCAAGCUCUGAAAAAUGCAUUCAGUAAGUUUAAAAUGAAGAAGAAAAGCAAAAAGUUAAAGGAAAAGGAGAAAAAGGAGAAGGAAAGUGCAGCUGUCGAAAAUGCUGAAGAUGCAGAAGGUGAACAGAAUAACGAACAGCCUGAUGCUGUCACAGUGGAAGUGGAUGAUAUCCUUCCUUUGCCAGAGAAUGCAUUGGGUGUUAAGGAAGAAUUCCUUCUGUAUGGAGUAUUCUUUGAAGUUACAAUGAUGGACCCAAGUAUUGGGAAUAAUCGAGUGAAAUUUGAAAUUUCUAUUGGGAACUAUGGAAAAACUGCAGAAAUAAUCACAAAAGCAUCUAAAAAGAAAGGAGAUGCAGUCCCAGAAGAGCGUCAGGGCCUGCUCGAUGCUAGUUCAGAAGAUGAGCUCAGUGUGGACUUUGAGGGAGACUCAAUUAAUAAUGACCAUAGAAACAAGUCUGUAACCCCCCUGAAGACGCCAGAGCAUACACAGCCAGACGGUUCUUAUCUCUGUAUACAAAUGGGCAGUGAGAGACCUUGUGUACAUGUGUGGAGCUACUGGGAGGACCACAGCUGGAGGCUGUACAGUUCUAACUGGAUAGUAAAGAUUGCUGAGCGUCUGGAACAUGGACUUGACGAAGUGGAGAAGUUGACAAAAAGACCAAAAUCAAAUCCAGAAAUUCGUUUAAAACAAGUUCUUGAGGAAUUUGUUGCUGGCUGCAGGCAGUACUCUCUCAAUGCUGGAAAGAAAACCAUGGCUCGACCCAACAACCUGGAUCGUUGCAGGAUAAAAUCUCUCCCCCAUAACAUUAUUGUCUAUGCAAAGCAAGCAAUGAGAGCAAGUCGGAAAGUGACCAAGCACAAUGUGAAGGAGAAGAUUAACGAUGCCAAGAAAAUUCUCGCAAAAGUCAGAUUCUUGGCUAAAGAGCCACAGUGCACACUUCCAGAUGUACUCAUAUGGAUGUUCAGCAAUAACAAGAGAGUGGCAUAUGCACGGAUCCCAGCUCAAAAUAUCCUCUACUCCGUAGUAGAAGAAGAGAAAGGGAAGGACUGCGGCAAAAUCUCUACAAUAUAUUUCAAGAUCCCAGGAUCAUACAAUGGAGAAAUCUUUGCAAAAGCAGAACUCUAUCUGUGGCUUGGUGUGACUAAAUAUGCAAAAAACAGCACAGCAGAUCUACCCGAGGAUUACAGGCUCCUGUAUGAAAGAGAUGGACAACUAGUGGAGUCUCCAACCCUAAAUCCACCUGUCCUGCUGCAGAGGGAUGAUUACCGCUAUUUCCAGCUGCGAGCUCAUUUGUACCAGGCCCGUGGCAUUCUUCCUGCUGAUGACAAUGGUUUGUCCGAUCCAUUUGCUAGAGUCAUAUUUGGCAACUUAUGUCAAUCUACCAAGGUGAUUGAUGAGACUCUAGCGCCAAUGUGGAACGAAAUGCUAAUCUAUGACAAUCUCCUUUUGGAUGGCAAUAAGGAAGACAUAAAGAAUGACCCUCCACUCAUCAUUAUUAAUAUUUUCGACCAAGAUAAAUUUGGGCAACCUGACUUUUUGGGCCGUGCCUUUGCAACUCCAAUUGUAACACUAUUAGAAGAUGAGGAUAAUGAAGGAGAUGGGCCGAAAUAUAUCCAACCAGCUUUGCAAUUCUUUGACAUCUUUAAGAGUAAUAAGAAUGCCGGGGAGCUCAUAGCUGCCUUUGAACUUAUAGAACUUGAAAACAGAAGCUUUAUGAGAGAGCCAGCAAUACCAGAGUGUGUGACACUAAGAGAACCUGAGUUUGCAGAUGAUUCAAUGGAACGUUACAUCAUUCCACAAGGAAUUCGUCCAGUCCUUAAGGAAUUCAGAAUAGAGAUACUUUUCUGGGGAUUGCGAGAUUUAAAGAGGAUACACUUAUUUGAAGUUGAGCAGCCUCAGGUGCGGAUUGAAUGCUCAGGAAAAAUAGUGGAAUCUGAAGUUAUAUUGAGCUACAAAGAAUUCCCAAAUUUCACUGAACUUGUGAAAUGUGUGGAUGUGGAGCUUCCAGAACAAGUUUACCUCCACCCACCUCUGAGUAUCUUUGUGGUGGAAAAACGAGCAUUUGGCCGCUCUGUGAUGGUUGGAUCUACAAUGGUGUCUCAUCUUAUGAAGUUUGCACCAAAGGAAUUGGAAGAAAUCAGUGAAGAAACUGAAGAUAAACCCAAGCAGAAGAAAGUCUUGCCUCGAUUGCCUCCUCCAUCAGCAGCUAUAAAUGUGGAUGAUGAAAAAGACAAGAAAUUCAACCCUCUCAAUAUAAUAAAGGACCCUUUGAAGAGCUUAGGAAAAACAGUUACUAAAGAUGAAGAACUAGAGGAAGAGCGUCCGGACCCUGAAGAGUUGGACUGGUGGUCAAAAUACUAUGAAUCUAUGAAAGAAUUAACAGACAAUGUGGAUGCUCCUGAAGACGAUGAAGAAGGUGAAAAUGAAGAAGGUGGAGAUGGAGUGAAUAUCCACUCCUUCGAUGCUGCAGUGGAGGAAGAAAUAGUAGAAGUAGAGAUUAUGAAACCAAAGAGGAAAGUAAUUUCCACUUUAAAGGGCAAGGCAUUGGAUGAUGACGAUGGUAACGACGAUGAUAACUUCAUGGGAAAGUACAAGGGUUCCUUCUAUAUCUACCCUUCAAGUGAGGCCACUGACGAGUUCCAGAUAAUGAGAGGUGUGCCGAGGAACCGGCCAGUGAAAGUGCUUGUGAGAAUUUACAUUGUCAAAGCAACUAAUUUAGCCCCGGCUGAUCCAAAUGGUAAGGCAGAUCCAUAUGUCAUAGUAAAAGUGGGAGAACACACAAUGGACAGCAAAGAAAGAUACAUUCCGAAGCAACUGAACCCAGUGUUUGGAGAAGUGUUCGAAAUUACCAUUUCAUUCCCUGCAGAAUCCGAACUGACAAUUUCUGUGUUUGAUCAUGACCUUAUUGGGUCAGACGAUUUGAUUGGUGAGACUAAGUUGGACCUAGAAAAUCGUUUCUAUAGUAGUUACCGGCCAAACUGUGGCCUAGCACUACAAUAUGAUGUAGAGGGGUAUAAUGCAUGGAGAGAUGCCUUCAGACCUUCACAGAUUCUAACUUCAUUAUGUAAGAAGCACAGUCUACCAGCACCAGAAUAUAGAAGAGAGGAGCUGAAAGUAAAUAACAAGAUCUUUAAGAUUCCCAAUGAGGCAUUUCCUGAAGAGGCCUUCAUGAAAGAUAAGAACAAAGAAGAUGAUGUGAAUCUGUCUGAUUAUGACGAACAUAAAGCACUUCAUGUUCUUCAGCACUGGGAUGAGAUGCCAGAGUAUGGCGCCAGGCUUGUUCCAGAACAUGUAGAAGUGAGGACCUUGUACAACACAGAGAACCCAGGCCUGGGACAGGGGUCCCUUCACAUGUGGAUCGACAUGUUCCCAAAUGAUGUUCCUCCCCCACCACCUGUAAACAUCAAACCACGUGAACCAGUUAGUUACGAGUUACGGGUUAUUAUUUGGAAUACCGAUGAUGUCAUUCUAGAUGAUGUAAAUCCAUUUACUGGGACGCCUUCAAGUGAUAUCUAUGUGAAAGGAUGGAUAAGAGGUUUGAAUGGAGACAAGCAAGAGACCGAUGUACAUUUUAAUUCCCUCACCGGUGAAGGAAAUUUCAAUUGGAGGUUUGUGUAUCGGUUUGACUACCUUCCCACUGAGAAAGAGAUCACAUACAAAAAGAAAGAGUCCAUCUUUUCCAUAGAAGAGACAGAAUAUAGGGAGCCAGCCUUCCUUGCCCUCCAAGUUUGGGAUUAUGAUCGGAUAUCUGCCAAUGACUUCUUAGGUUCAAUUGAAUUAAAAUUAAGUGAUAUGGUACGAGGAGCCAAAACAUCUGGCCAAUGCACCAUCAAAAUGGCCAAAGAUAAAGCCACACCGCGCUUCUCUAUCUUUAGAAACAAGCGAAUGAGAGGCUGGUGGCCAUUUGUCAAACUCAGAACUGAAGAAGAUGAAGAGAGAGAGGAACGAGAGACGAAGGAUAAAAAGAGUAAAAAGAAAAAGAAAAAAAAGAAUGUAAAACUGGAGGAUGUGCAGUACACUGAUUCAAGUGGAAACAUUUAUAUCCUGGCAGGGAAAGUUGAAGCAGAAUUUCAGCUUCUGACAGUGGAGGAAGCAGAAAAGAGUCCAGUGGGAUUAGGGCGGAAGGAGCCAGAACCUCUGGAUAAGCCAAACCGUCCAAAAACCUCAUUCAACUGGUUUGUGAACCCACUGAAAACGUUUGUCUUCUUCAUCUGGAGGAAAUAUAAGAAGUACAUCAUUGCUCUAGUGAUCAUAGCCAUUCUCACCAUUUUCUUGGUCCUCAUCCUUUACACCAUGCCGGGAUUCAUCAGUGAGAAGAUUAUUAAUGGAUAGGCAUUAUCAAUGUUACGCACAGUGUAAAUAAUCUGACUACAGGAUAAACUCCAUAUAAUGUCGUGAAUUAUUUUAUGUGAAGGAAGUCCAUGCUGUUUACACAAUCACACUGCCCUAUGUGAGCUCAACAUGAUCAUAAGC